This is a messenger RNA of Eptesicus fuscus (big brown bat), 1230 nucleotides long. RefSeq names its product gasdermin B (gene GSDMB). Gene Ontology annotation, biological process: defense response to bacterium; pyroptotic inflammatory response. The record is from RefSeq and is a predicted model, not a curated record. NCBI's taxonomy places the organism in Eukaryota, Metazoa, Chordata, Mammalia, Chiroptera, Vespertilionidae. Gene Ontology annotation, molecular function: phosphatidylserine binding; phosphatidylinositol-4,5-bisphosphate binding; phosphatidylinositol-4-phosphate binding.
AUGCCCAGCGUAUUUAAGACAAUUGCAAGAGCUGUGGUCCAAGAGUUGGAUGCUGCAGGCGAUAUGAUUGAAGUCAGAAGCGUCCUUGAUGCUGACAAGUUUCAUUGUUUCUGUCUGGUGAUGGGGACAAAUACACGCCAUUUCUACAGAACAGACCUCACCCUGGAGGACAUAUUGGAGAGUGACGAGGGUGAAGGGCAGUGUGAUGAGCUGGAUUUUGGGCUUCCAGGUUCAAAGGCUGAGUUCCAAGCUUUGGAUGUGGUAGACUCAACAAGGGAGUCGACAGGGAAAUUGCCCAGGGGAAUUACAAUCGAAGGGGCCUCCCAAGAGUCCCACGAGCAUGACAUCACGAUGUUGAGGUCCACGAUAUCCCAGCAAUAUCUGGAUCCGCUCCAGGACAGGGAAGCCGAAGAAAAAAUUACUCACUUCGUUCUAUCAAUGCAGACAAGGGGAGAAGGCCUGUAUCUGGUGACAGAAACACUGGAAACAACAAAGAAGAAAGAAACCCUGACAAGUGAAUGGCAAUUUAAAUUUUGGAGCCUGCUGAAGUUUUUCAAUCUCAAAUAUGAACGCAAGCACCAGAGGGCAGUGACCAUCCCCCCAAAGCUGGUCCUGGGCUAUAGAGUGAAGCAGCUUGUCUUCCCCAACGUGGGAAGGAUGAGGAAGCAAGGUCUGCUGGGGGCAGGAAAAACAAAAUCCUUUCCAGAAGAGGAAGAUGGUGGUUCAUCUUGUUUAGGAAAGUCUUUGAACUUGGAGGAUUUAAGAAACAUGAAGGAGAAGGUGCAGGACACAGUGAGCGGUCUCCAGGAUCUGACUGAAGAGGAGCGAGAAGAUGUGCUAAGCUACCUCAUUAAGUGCCUCACCACAGACGAGGAGCUGAGGAUCUCACAAGUCCUGACCUCCGGUGAGCUGCAGAUGGAGGGCCCAGCAGGCCCUCUCCUGAGUAGCCUUUUUAAUGCUGGCAUCUUGGUUGAGGCACGCGCAGAAGCCAUUCUGGAGUUCCUGGAAGCCUUGAAGGAGCUGUCUGAGGAGAAGGAGCUUAUGGCUGAGACCCUAAAGAAGGGGACCCUGCCCCUGUUGAAGGACCAGGUGGAGUCUCUCCUGGAGCAGAACUGGGGUGAGCAGCCCUGUGAUGUGGGCUGUGACCUUGAGACUCUCUAUGCCCUCUAUGUUGCUAUCUCCAUCUUGCUGCAGCUGAGUGAGAAACCUGCCUCUGUGCCUUCCUGUUAG